CCGUGAUUAAAUAAGAUGGCGGACUCCUCGGUGGAAAUCAUUGAAGGGUGCCGUCUUCCCGUGCUGCGAAAAAAUCAAGAAAAUGAAGACGAGUGGCCGCUGGCUGAAAUUCUCAGUGUCAAAGACAUUCCUGGGAGAAAGCUCUACUAUGUCCACUAUAUUGACUUCAACAAGCGACUGGAUGAAUGGGUGACUCCAGACCGGUUGGACUUGAAGAAGCUCCAGUUUCCCAAAAAGGAGGCAAAGACCCCUACGAAGAACGGCCUGCCGGGGUCUCGCCCCAGUUCUCCAGAGAGAGAUGUGAGGAAGAGUCUAGAUCUCAACGUUCAGUCUGCUUCAGCUCCAUCAAGAGGCAAAACCCUCCCCACACCGAAGAGAAAAGCAGAAUCUGUGUCUUUGGCAACACAAGUUACAGCAGCGAUUCCAGUGCCUUCACUUCCUAGCUCUGCAGAGGCAAGUCAGGCCUCGGUUUAUCCAGCCAUGAGGGACUCCUCCUUCAGCAUUAAAUCCAGAGAAGAACAUGAGCCGCUCACCUCUCUCUCCACGAAUGGAACAACACGUCGUCUUAUUCCUUCUCAGCCAGGGAGAAAAAGGAAAAAUUGUGGAGGAACGGAUGAGAUGGUAAAGGUGUUCCAGAAUAACAACCCUCGCUGCUCCACCGUCUAUUUGCCACCAGGAGAGGAUUCGCAGGACAGUUCUGAUGGUAUUCCCUCUGCCCCUCGCAUGACUGGUAGUUUGGUGUCGGACCGCUCACACGAUGACAUCGUCACGCGAAUGAAGAACAUAGACUGUAUCGAGCUGGGCCGGCACAGGCUAAAGCCGUGGUACUUUUCUCCAUACCCACAGGAGCUCACCACCCUCCCCAUCCUCUACCUUUGUGAAUUUUGUCUUAAGUACCUCAAGAGCCUCAAGUGUCUCCAGAGGCAUCUGACAAAAUGCAACCUUCGACACCCUCCAGGAAAUGAGAUCUAUCGCAAAGGAACUAUAUCAUUUUUUGAAAUAGAUGGCAGGAAAAACAAGACAUAUUCCCAAAAUUUGUGUUUAUUGGCCAAAUGCUUCCUGGACCACAAGACCCUGUACUAUGACACGGAUCCUUUCCUCUUCUAUGUUAUGACAGAGUAUGACUCGAAGGGUUUCCACAUAGUCGGCUACUUCUCCAAGGAAAAGGAAUCAACAGAGGAUUAUAAUGUAGCCUGCAUUUUGACUUUACCACCUUACCAGAGAAGAGGCUAUGGCAAACUACUAAUCGAGUUUAGUUAUGAGCUCUCAAAAGUGGAAGGAAAGACCGGUACUCCAGAGAAGCCUCUGUCGGAUCUGGGUCUGCUCUCUUAUCGCUCUUACUGGUCUCAAACUAUUCUGGAGAUCCUCAUGAACCUCAAGUCAGAGAAUGGAGAACGGCCACAGAUCACCAUCAAUGAAAUCAGUGAGAUUACCAGUGUCAAGAAAGAGGAUGUGAUCUCAACUCUUCAAUACCUCAACCUCAUCAAUUAUUAUAAGGGUCAGUAUAUCCUCACCCUAUCAGAGGACAUAGUGGAAGGUCAUGAGCGGGCCAUGCAGAAGCGUCACCUCCGUAUCGACUCCAAAUGUUUGCAUUUCACUCCUAAAGACUGGAGUAAAAGGGGCAAGUGGUAAAGACUGGAGGAGGACUGCUAGCACCCAGCUAACACGUCACAUCCCGCUCACAGAGCAAUUCAGUUCAAGAGACUGUAGCUGUUCCACAAACAGACCUGACCUGAAAAUGUGUGUGUACAAGAAGACAAACACAGUGUAAUAUUGUUAAAGAUUCCACUGUCCACAUCUGCAUGUUAUGUGACUGACGUUUACACAUUUUUAUAUUCUGUGAAAUUAAUGUUAGUCUGUUAUUUGUCCGUAUGUGAGAAUGGAAAAUUGUAUUCGAUAGGUCCUCUUAGAUGCCUAUAUU
Molecule: messenger RNA, 1921 nt
Organism: Rhinichthys klamathensis goyatoka
Lineage: Eukaryota; Metazoa; Chordata; Actinopteri; Cypriniformes; Leuciscidae
Gene: kat5b
Product: K(lysine) acetyltransferase 5b
Exons: 15
Coding region: 16-1632 (538 amino acids)
Biological process (GO): regulation of DNA-templated transcription
Molecular function (GO): histone acetyltransferase activity
Source: RefSeq, a predicted model, not a curated record